AUGUCACUUCAGGCACUUGAAGAAACAUCCAUUUCCUUCACAAGUGAAGUCAGGGAACGGAUGAAGGAAAAGAAAAAUGGUGCAUUGAAGACGGCAAAGCUGAAUGCUUCUCUUGCAUCGAAGAUCAAAACAAAAACAAUAAGUAAGUGGCAGUAUUUAAAAAUAAUUUGUUAUGCUUGAGCUCUGGCGCUUCACUGGAGACCUGGACUAUUCUAUUGAGGUGAGUUAUAAGACAAGAGUUGCUGACCUUUUACAGCCUAAGUGAAUGUGACUAAAGUCGUCAUUAAACUCAUUCAUACAUCCUUCACUUACACACAGAAUCAUAGAAUUGUAGAGAGUCUAGUCCAACCCCCUGCAAUGCAGGAAUCUCAGCUAAAGCAUCCAUGAUAGAUGGCAAUCCAACUCCUGCUGAAAAAACCUGCAACAGGUUGGCUCUCUCUCUCUCUCACACACACACACACACACACACAAAAAACAAAAACAAAAAACCCACAGGCGCACACUCAUCACUGUCAGCAAUGGGCUGAGGCGAGAGGUUUAAAUCCAUCACAUGGCUGGGCUAUGGGGCGAUUUCCCCAUCACAGAGCUGAGCUUACAUGCUGGAAAGGUUUAAUCUUCAACCGCAAGCACAGCCAAUAUAGGGCAUUAUCAGAACAAAAGCCUUAUAGGACCUACCAUAUUUUUUGCUCUAUAAGACUCACUUUUUCCCUCCUAAAAAGUAAGGGGAAAUGUGUGUGCGUCUUAUGGAGCGAAUGCAGGCUGCGCAGCUAUCCCAGAAGCCAGAACAGCAAGAGGGAUUGCUGCUUUCGCUGCGCAAUGAUUCCUCUUGCUGUUCUGGCUUCUGAGAUUCAGAAUAUUUUUUUCCUUGUUUUCCUCCUCCAAAAACUAGGUGCAUCUUGUGGUCUGGUGUGUCUUAUAGAGCAAAAAAUACGGUAUUUCCCCCCACCUGUUCCGCGCAGCAAAACCACAGAUGGUGCAGCUUGAGUUGGUUAUACAGAUGGAGUGCUGUGUAUUUGCAUGAGUCUGGUUUAGGGAAUGCCAGCCUUGCUGCUGCUGCUGCAUAUCCCUGCAAUGUGGAGAAACACUAGGUUUCUGUAAAUGGAGGGAGGAGAGAGAAGAUGAUAACCCAGCUGUUAGCAGGAUUGGGGAAGAUUUGACCACUCAAAUGCCACUGCACUGGGACUGAAAACACAGCUAAGGCCAGUGGUGAUACUUAUAAAUCACUUCCUGUGCCAUUUUUCUUGACAGUUCUUUGGCAUUUUUGUGUUCUCUGAAAAAGAUGUAUGAUUUAUGGCACAGGUCUUAUGACUCUAAACAGCAGCAUAAUAUUAGUGAUUGAAACUGCAUUUGUUCAACCUUGCCAAGCCACUGCUGAUUGCCCAGGGGAAGACCAGUAAGAAUUUGCUUCAUAAUACCCAGCAUAAGUCUGUGGUAGGGUACACAGGUUUCCUAUGUUGAUUGGAGCUCACCUACCAAUUUUGGCUGCUGAUUUCUGUUCUUGUCUUGAUAAGGCAAAAUUUUGGAAAGGGUUGGCCACUAAAGCUAACAAAAACCACCCGUUUUCUCUCUCUCCCUCUUUUGAAAAAUACAGAUAACUCCUCUAUAAUUAAGUUCUCCCUAAAACAGAACAACAAAGCGUUGGCUUUAGCUCUCAAUGGUGCAAAGGGAGCUAGUCAAAGACUAACUGCUGAAAAGAUGCUACUGCAAAAAGAAGUGGAAUCGUGUCACUUUGAAAAUGCUUCACUGCGCCGAAAGCUCUUCUCUGUGGUACGGUAUUUGCAGCCAUGUUAUUUCUCUCUGUGGUAACUGGAACCUUUUCUUCAAUGGUGCAUAAACCAGGGGUGAAACUAGGCUUUAUUUUACCCGGGUCAAAGACCCAGUUUGGUGCGCGCGCACACACACACACACCCACACCCAUUAGCAUUUUGGAAGGGUGUAACGAGGAAUUGGGUGUCUUGAGUCACAGAAGGCUGGAUUAGGGAACCUUGGUCAAGGGGAUACACACAUUGACAUGGCAUAUCCUACAAAUACUUGAUAAGGUCCAUGAGAACCAAAGUCAUAAGAAACAAGAAAGGCAACUGUGGAGAAACAAAUUUUGUUUAAUUUUGGAAGCUCUUGUUACUAAUUUAUGGAUUAAGAUUUAUGGAUUAAUUAAUAGAUCAUACAUACUUUACAACACAGAGAUAAAAUCAUAUUUAAAACUAUAAAAGAACCCAUGGGGAAAUUAUUAGGAAUGUUAUUUAUGUUAAUUUGUAUACUGCCCCUCUUCCCUCUCAGGGCAGUUCACAGCAUUAAAAUUCAAAAUGAAAACACAGAAUGCAUAAUAAAAAGAAGAACAUUAUUCUAAUUGCUUCUUUGAAAAUACUGUAAAGAGUCUUUAACUUAAGCUUUCCAAUGCUUAUUAGGCCUGGUUUGCUUGUUUUUUUUAAUUUAAACUCGAUCAGUUUAAAAAUGUUAACCUUUUUGUUUGUGCGCAGAACAAAUCUAUUCACGAACUGCACCAAUAUAUGAACAGCCACUUGCAAAUAGCAAUCAAGCUGAGCAGACCUCAGGAUGAAGAGGAAGGCACUGCAUUGGCACCUGAUCGGGACCCGCCUUUUGGUGGUAUAACAGAGCUUUUAUCAUAUAAUUACUUUUACUUUGGCUGUAUGCGGCAUAUAUCUGGCAGGCAACCCCAGUAACCUUCAAACAUCUCUUGAAAACCUUUUUAUAUGCUGACAAAUCUAUUUGUUGAAUUUCUUUUUAGGUGAGCCACUCAUUCUUGUGAUGAUUCUACAUUGUUUUACGAUUUUUAUUUUGUGCACCUCCUUGAUAUAUUAUGUGAGUGGGUGGGAUAUAAAUACUUCCAUAAAUUAAACAUAGCACCCUCUGUAUGAGUGAGAGACACAUGUUAACCUGAAAGCCAUAUGCUUGGGACGGCCACAUCUGUGGUCUUGGAAGUAAGCCUACCCAGUGGGAUUUACUUCUGAAUAACCAUGUAUAAGAUCAGGCUGCACAUUUUAUUCAUUGCCUGAGCUUAUGUGGCACGGAGGUUGUCUCUUCCUUCUAACUACAGAUGUGGUACAGAAUCAUUUGAGGACUAUUUCCAGUUACUCCUGGCUCAACCUGACACUGGAACUGCCUGUAUUCUGUACGUUGCAGUGUAAGAUGGGAAUCUGCGUCUUACUUAUGUAUUUAUUUACUGUGCUGUUUGGUGCUGGGAGUAUACCAGUCAGGAAUGCACAAUUCUGUUCCUUUUCAGUACUGGGCAGUAGGUUCAGUGUGCAUCAUGCUUAAUUAUUCUUUUACAGUCCUGUGAGCAUUUGGGGGAAGAAAUAAGAGCCAAAUUUCUAUAACCUUGUCUUUAGGGUUUGUUUAGUCCCAAGUGAUGGUCCUUAAGUUAAAGUCAGUUGUGGGCUGUGGAUAAGGAAUGGCAAGCAGAUUUGGCCAAGACUAUAUCGUGGAGGUCUGGAUGGAACCCCACCUAUUGCAUCAGACUGUGAGUGUUACACUCAAUGUAGGCAACCUUAAAAGGCAUAGCUUUUAAGGCAUGUCUUCAGUACCAAAUGCCAUUUUUCCUAAGCAGGCAAACUUUUUUUUCUGAUGAGGGCUGUGUUCCCAUGAGGGAAUUACAUGUCAGCUGGCAGAAGAUCUGAGUGGGGACAGAGUAGAAAGUAGGCAGGGCUGCUCCCCCCCCCUUUUCUCUUUCUGCUGCCACCUUCCUUCUUCUCACUCCCCCUUCAUGCAAUGGGAGCCACAGCUUGUUUUGCCUGAGGUUUGAUCAGAUUGCUUGCAGUGGGCUUUUGGAGUUAGGUCUAGAAUCGUAUAAAAGAAUGCCUUGCUGUUUGACGUGUGCUUUAAAGAACAGCAAAGACUUCAUGCCCGAUAUAAGUGCCAUUUGAUGGUUGCCACCAAAAAGCUUUUGUAAUUACAGAAUGGGCAUAGACGUCAACACACACACGCACACACAAUUGGAAACAAUUUUAUGCAUGCUUAUGUGGGUUAGAAAGCUGGCUUGUUGAAGCUAACUAGAUUCACCACUAACUACAAUUCCCGGUUCAGAUAACAUGGGAAGCCACAAUUAACUGAAAAUGGAAACAAAUUCUUCUUAACUCCUUGGUUGUGCGAGGGAAAUGAAAAAUGCAUGAGUCCAGGAAGUGGCUAGGCUCAUUUGCAUACUAAACAUUGCCGUUGUUUAGUAUAAUGUCUGAAUAUUAAUUGUGGGGCGUGACACACAAUAUGAAGUGGGGUUGGGGGGAGGGUUGUUGCUUUAAAGCCCUUUAAAGCUUCCUGGAAGCAUCUGCCUGGUCUCUGUUGGAAAUGAGAUGGACCUUUGGUUAGACUGAGAACUACGUUUCUUGCUUUCUUACUGCGCAAGCUUAAUGGAAUGUUCAUGGAUUCUUUUUUUAAAAAAGCAAGUAUGUGUUCACCUACUAAAUUCAGCUAUUUGUCAUUGUAGGAAACCUUUUGAGAACACAACGAUGUCCCAGGAGCGGCUUGCUGUCCGUCCUGAGUAACAGUUCACCUCUGCAGCACUGUGAGGUGACUACGAGACCACUCAUUGGUAGCGUGCUGUUAUCAGGUGGUCACGUGACUCAGAGGAAGAAACGCAGAACAAGCUCAUCAGCUGCAUCUGGAGGUGAUUCUCAAAAGAAGUCCUCAGAGGUGCUUCAGUGGACAAAGGAAUCAGAGCAGGCUGUUAAAGAGUAUUUUGAAGUCAGUCAGGCUGGUGAGCUUUUGGCACCAGACACCAAUAAUAAAAGCUAUGAGACAAUCAAAGCCAAUGAAACCACAGCUGUAAAAAAAGUGAGUAUGGGGAAUGUGCACAGGAGCUCUUCUGCUGUCAGGCAGUCAAAAGGACAUUUGGUUAAUUAUAACAGUGGAAUAAGGAAUACUUUUGUGGUAGUACCGUACAAAACCUCUGAAUCGAACAGUAGCGCGAUGACAAUUCCGGAGCCUGCACGUCACACUGAAGAGUCAAGUCAAGUCAAUUCUCUGGAAGAAAGACCACCACUGAACAGCUGCGGCCAGGAGGCGGCGGAUAGUACCCAGCACCGUGAUAAAGGCAGAGGUUGCAGAUUGACAUAUGUAGUGCACCAGACUAUUCCAAAGCAGGUAGAUGACUGCAACACUUUGACUCAGGAAAUUGAAAAAAGAACAUUCUUGGGAAAAAUGAAGAAUUCAGAAAGUCAGUUCCAAAAUCCUGAUACUAUCUCAUUAAGCAAUGUGAAACAUACUUCCCAGUGUUCUGAUAAAACCAGGGAUUGCAGAAGGACCUAUGUAGUGGACCAGACUUCUCUAAGCAAUGUAGAUGACUGCAAUGCUUUGAUUCAGGAAACAAAAAAAAGAACAUUCUUGGGAAGAAUGAAGAAUUCAGAAAGUCAGUUCCAAAAUCCAGAUACUAUCUCAUUAAGCAAUAAACUACAAGAUAAAAAGAGCCAUGCCUGCAAUGUGAAACAUACUUCCCAGUGUUCCGAUAAAACCAGGAGUUGUAGAAGGACCUCUGUGUUAGAGCUAGGUCCUCUAGAUUAUCAGAACAAUUCUGUUCCCGUUGCACAUGAAGGAAAUGCACCCUCGGAAAACUUAGAGGAUCGAGGAAUUGUGUUCCAAAGUCCGGAGUUUAGUUUGUUAAGCAACAAGGCACCACUGCAUGCUCUUGGUACAAAACAGUUGGUUGGUUUCCAAAAGCAGAUUCCUGGCGAAGAAGCAACACUGGAUCUGAAUGUGAAGCAUAAAAAACCCAAGAAGACGACCCGGGAAAUUUGUUUACAACAGGAGAUCAGUGAGAUGGAGCUACAGAGCUUCAAUGUUGAUGUGCAGCCUCAAGAAACCAAGGCUAAAGAAGGGCACAAACACAAAACAGUUAAAGCGAGCAAGGAUAAUGCAGGGAAAGAACAUGGGGAAACAGACAUGGGUCUGAGUGCUCAAAGAGCCAAUAAAAGGAAGAGGAAGAAUUUGAGUUUCACUUCUCAAUCAACAAGUCAAGAAGAUGCAACCCCUGUUUUCUCUCUAGGGAAUGUGCAUUCCGCAUUUCGAGGUUCAGGUUCCAGGACUCAGCAAGAUUCUUUCCAUAGGGAUCUUCCUAAGGCUUCACCUCAGGCUGACUCUGUGGCUGUAUGUCCCAAAACUCCUGAGUCUUCCGCAGUUGGUCUUUCUAAGACCACCUUACCUCGUUCUUGUAGUUCUGUUCAGUCACAUUAUGCACUUCAAGAUCAAGUGAGCCCAGAAAGAAACUCGUCUCUGCCCAAAGUCUCAACAGCUUUAAAAAAUGAUUCAAAGCAAGUGGCUUCUGGCAGAUGUGAGAAAAAGACAGCACAUGCAAUUCCUGAAACCUUGCAAAACACAGCACAAGGAAAAGGUGAGUGAUGAAAAGAGGCUGUUGAUGUUCAAUAGGAGGUUCAAUAGGUGAAUUGCGGUGGGGGGGCGUGAAGCCCUCCAUCUAAAUCUCAGCAUUCACCUCUUUCUGUGUGCAAAUCUGUGCACUCCUAUUGUGUUUGCUUGAUUUAAGCUAACUUGCAGACCUGGUUUUCUCUCCCAACCAGCCCAGAGCUUUUAUUGCUCUGCACCUAAAAUGAAAGCUAGACUGCAGUAUAGUGGCAGCUCACUGUGAGAAAGCUCAGGAAAGCAAAAGGUCUAUGAUUGGAUGGAAGUUUGCCCUAUACACGUGCUAGACGUUUGCCAAUGCAAAAAGUGAAGAAACAGAUGGUUUUUUGUUUUCUUCACUGUGAUUGGAGGGGGAUGGGAGUCCAGCUAAGAAACACAAUAGCUGCUUUGUGCUCCCUUACAAUAUCCAUAAAUUGCCCAAAGCCAAGAAUCAAAGAUGCGGGCAAAGGAUAGUGUGCUGGUUUUAUCUCCUGCCUCUUAACCUUGUGUGAAUUAUUACUAUUAGGUAUUAAGGGCAUGUCCACAAAGGAAUUUCCUUUGCUGCUGUGCUUCUGCUUUAGUGGAAGAAGAGAAGUAUAGGAAGUAAUAUUUAUGUUAAAGAGGUGCCCUGAAAUCCAGAGAUGUUUUGCACAAGUUGCAUGUGUGAAUCUCUGAAUGAUACCUUGUCUGGGAAAUAAACCUGCACCUUUGGGAACAGGAGAACAUUAGUAACCACUUGCCGUUGGGAACCAUGUGGAAUUUAAACUACUGCUUUUGAAAUAAAACCCAAUUUGGUAGCCAAUCAGGCCUAACAUUGAAUUCUCAAUUGACUCUGGAUAUUCAGAGUUUAGAAACGCAGGUGGCACUGUGGUCUAAACCACUGAGCCUCUUGGGCUUGCCGAUCACAAGGUCAGCAGUUCGAAUUCCUGUGUCGGGGUGAGCUCCCGUUGCUCUGUCCCAGCUCCUGCCAACCUAGCAGUUUGAAAGCACGUCAGAUUGAAAGUAGAUAAAUAGGUACCGCUCCGGCAGGAAGGUAAAGGGCAUUUCCAUGCGCUGCUCUGGUUUCAGUAUUCCGUUGCACCAGAAGCAACUUAGUCAUGCUGGCCACAUGACCUGGAAAAACUGCAGACAAACGCCGGCUCCCUUGGCCUGUAAAGUGAGAUAAGUGCCGCAACCCCUGAGUCGUCUGCAACUGAACUUAACGGUCGGGGGUCCUUUACCUUUACUCUGAGUUUAUUUAUUUUUAAUAGGUUUAACAGGGAUUCUCAGUGUAGCUUAAGCAGUGAUCAAUUCCUGACUUUUCACAGAGCACAAGGUCCUGCAAGAUUCAACCAAUUCUGUACCUCUGGAAUCACCUCCAACACGGCCAAGAAGACAGACAAAAGAAGUUUGCUAUGCGCUGCCCAAGAUUAACACGUUAGUAUUCUGUUUGAUGCCGAGUGCCCUUUUAUAAGAGAGGGAGUCAAAAGACAGAUCAUGGGAAUCCUUUGCUGUCUAUGGCCUGAAACCUUGACUGUCUUGCUGGGGGUGCUGUUUCCCGGAAUAUAAAAAUCAAAAACAGUCUGUGUACAACAAAUUAUAUUGCUUCUCUCUCUUCUCUGCUGCAGCAAACUGAGGAGCGGUGACCCAUUUACAUUUUCUAUCUACCCCGGGUCCCCUGUGUACAACACUAAAAGAAAGAGGUUGCCCAGAGGAUCUGGAAAGUCCAAGGCAACCUAA
Messenger RNA from Podarcis lilfordi (Lilford's wall lizard), 8061 nucleotides. The record is from the annotation of a GenBank genome assembly. Lineage: Eukaryota; Metazoa; Chordata; Lepidosauria; Squamata; Lacertidae.